GGGGCAGCGGCUCCGGCUCUGCCGGUAGUCUGGCGCCUGGUUGCCCUCCGCGAGCUGGGCCUGCGGGGUCCAUGGCGGGGCCGGGGCUUCUUCCUCCAGAAGAAAUGUAGUGUGUGGUGGAAGGUGCGCUGUGGCUGUGCUGAGAACUCGGGCUGAGACGGGGUCGGAGAUGCCUCUCGCGUCACCCCCAUCGCUUGGCUUAGAUCCUUACCAGCGGCCAAGUUUUGGGCCUUUCUGACCACCUAUACGCUUCUGGGUGCCUUGGUAACGCGCGACGGGGUAUGACCUCACAGAGACCAAAAAGCAUUACUGGUCUGGGGCCACCUGUGCCCUAGUAACUACACCCUUUCCCCCUACCCCCUCUCCGCAAGCUUGGAAGAGGCUUCGUCUUAAUUAUAUAGCCUGGAUAAAAGAUUAUUAUGCUUACAAAGCUGCAGCCGCAGGAGCAGGAAUUCCUUUUUUUUUUUUUUUUUUUUUUCAUGAGACAGGGCUCAUGUAACUUGGGCUAACUUCGAACUCCGUUUGUAGCCGAGUGAAGAUGACGUUGAAUUCCUGAAUCUUCGCCACCAUCAUGACCUCCUCGAGUGUUUGUCUUAAAAGCCUGCGCCGUCAUAGGAAGGAUUUCUUCCCCUGCCUCCGUGUGUUCAUUCACUCAUUCUGUAAAUAUUUGUACAGUGCUUACUCUGCUCUAAGUGCUGUUUCCGGCACUGAGCAGAACAAGGAAGAAGACUGCCUCUUUAGCCUUUAACCAGUAGUGAAGAUGGGAAAAACCCAGUCACCAGAAUAAAUUUUAUUUACAAAACUGUGGAAAGCCAUGCAUAGGGUGUGGGCUAAAAUUGGAGACCCUUAGACAUCGGCCUGUAGGAUGAGGAAUCAGCUCAGGCUCUUGGCAUUUUGCAGAAGCACCAGACCACCAGGAGAAGGAGUCUGGGGAACUAGGGGCCUACAAAUGACUCUCUAGGAAUUGGCAUUUGUUCUAAAAAUCGUGGAAGAUGUUGGAAAAUUUGGGACAAAGCUAACCUGAUCUGAUUUGUGAGUGGAUUCUUAAGAGACAGGGAGGAUCCUCUGUAUGCAUCUAAGUGAGGAGGCUAUGAGGGGUAAGUGAAGAGAGCAGAGAGCGUCUAAGGUUGGGAGAGGUAGACAGCCUGUCAGUUGGAUGGUGAGAGGGGCUCACGAUUCCUCUAGGUCCCUAGUGGUAGGCACACACCCCUUUUCCAACUGUAAGAACCAGUUGUUAAAGGCAAUGUCAAGACUGGCCCAGGAAAGAGAAUUUCAUGACCUAGUGACACAGGUCUAGCUGCUCAGGAGGAAUAUCUCAGUUUUAAAGCCAGCCUUGGGAAUUUGACAAAACCCUGUCAAAAAACAAAAACAAAACCACCACUACCAACAACAACUAAACUAAACUCAAAGGACCCAGGGAUGAAGUAGUUGAUUCAGAUGAUAACAGCACAUAGCCCCACAGGGGAAUUCAAAGACCAAACUGUCAGGCACACCCUGUCGGGAGAUUACAGCAGGGCGGGGAAGGGGCAUGGGUCAGGUGAGGAGGUUGAGGCGGCACUUUGAUAGUAAUACUCCCUACCUCCUUUCUUCCCUUAGCUAGGAAAGAAGCCCCAGGUGGCAGUUCCAGCCCCUUGAGGCGGCACUUUGAUAGUAAUACUCCCUACCUCCUUUCUUCCCUUAGCUAGGAAAGAAGCCCCAGGUGGCAGUUCCAGCCCCUUGAGGCGGCACUUUGAUAGUAAUACUCCCUACCUCCUUUCUUCCCUUAGCUAGGAAAGAAGCCCCAGGUGGCAGUUCCAGCCCCUUGGGUCUGUUUCAGAACAGUCCUGUACAAAGGACUUCAUUUUUUACCUUCCACCCGCCCUGGCUUGCUCCUCCCCAGGACAAUCUUCCCAGGAUGACUUUCUUAGACUUUGUGUUAGGAACCAGGAAAUUGAACCUGUGACUGUGCUGCAGGGAUUCCGCUUAGGGCUGUGUGGGGAAAUUCCAUCUCACUUCUUCUGGAUGCUCAGAAUCCCUUCAAGCACCCUGUGGGAGGCCAUCCAAAACCAUGGCAAGUCCGAGACACCCAGCAGCAGCCCAUGCUGUAGCCCUGGUGCAGAUGGAACGACUCCAGACAUUUGCCUUUUCUGUAUGCUGGUCGGACAAGAGUGACACGUUUGUUCGCAGGAGCUGGGAUGAGUUUAGGCAGCUGCAGAAGAUCCUUAAGAAAACUUUCCCAGUGGAGGCGGGCCUGCUGCGGACAUCUGAACGAGUUCUUCCUAAGCUUCCUGAUGCUCCAUUGCUGACUCGUCGGGGGCAUACUGGCCGAGGUCUGGUACGUCUGCGGCUGCUGGACACCUAUGUGCAGGCGCUGCUGGCAACCUCAGAGCGCGUAUUGAGGAGCUCAGCACUCAGUGACUUCUUUGCACCCAAACCUCUGGAUCUGGAGCCCACACUGCCUCCUGGCAGCCUGGUGAUCCUGCCCACACCAGAGGAGCCCCUAUCCCAACCUGCAGGCAGCCUUACUAUUCAUAGCCUGGAGCCUCAGAGGAUGCGCUGUUUACAGCCUUUCCACACCCAUGACACAAGAGACAGUCCUUUCCACACGCAGGCUCAAGAAAUCCUGGACAUAUUACUACGGCAUCCUUCAGGCUGGUGGCUGGUGGCAAACAAGGAUCAACAGACAGCCUGGUUUCCAGCUCCCUACCUGGAGGAGAUAGCCCCAGGCCAAGGCCAGGAGUCAGGCCUGGCCUUGCAAGGCAGUGGGAAGCAGUUCUGUGCUAUUCAGGCCUACGAAGGCAGUCGCACUGAUGAGCUCUCUGUGCCCCUGGGGGCACGUGUGCAAGUGCUGGAAACCUCGGACCGAGGCUGGUGGCUGUGCAGGUACAAUGGUCGUGUUGGCCUAUUGCCCGCAGUGCUGCUGCAACCUGAAGGGCUGGGCUCCCUCCUGGGCAGGCCAGGGCUCCUAGACAAUGGUGGGGAAGACAGGGUGGCCGAGGACACGGCUGUUCCCCCUCUGGUACCAACUCGCCCCUGUAGGAGUGCCAUCCAGAGCCGAUGCUGCUCCAUCACCCGCAGAGCACUGAGUCAGGACCAAGGUACCCAGGUUCCCCCUUGAAGAUUUGUGGGGGGCCUGCAGAGAUGCUGCACUGUCAACCCCAACCACAGGCAAAGCAAGGACCCAGACCUGCCAAGGGGGCAGGAUGAGGGUGGGGCUCUAUGGCUCUAUGGCUGGCAGGGCCAAGUGGCAGCAACUCCCCAUUUCCUCUAAAUAAAACUGGAGUGAUAUCA
Meriones unguiculatus (Mongolian gerbil) is the source of this 3270-nucleotide messenger RNA. It is a transcript of the gene Noxo1, whose product is annotated as NADPH oxidase organizer 1. The coding region runs from base 2048 to 3097 and encodes 349 amino acids. Gene Ontology annotation, molecular function: protein binding; phosphatidylinositol binding; superoxide-generating NADPH oxidase activator activity. The transcript has 8 exons. The record is from RefSeq and is a predicted model, not a curated record. Lineage: Eukaryota; Metazoa; Chordata; Mammalia; Rodentia; Muridae. Gene Ontology annotation, biological process: superoxide anion generation.